Molecule: messenger RNA, 1377 nt
Organism: Botrytis fragariae
Lineage: Eukaryota; Fungi; Ascomycota; Leotiomycetes; Helotiales; Sclerotiniaceae
Product: putative arginine biosynthesis bifunctional protein argj protein
Exons: 4
Coding region: 1-1377 (458 amino acids)
Biological process (GO): L-arginine biosynthetic process; L-ornithine biosynthetic process
Cellular component (GO): mitochondrial matrix
Molecular function (GO): L-glutamate N-acetyltransferase activity, acting on acetyl-L-ornithine as donor; L-glutamate N-acetyltransferase activity, acting on acetyl-CoA as donor
Source: RefSeq, a predicted model, not a curated record
AUGGCUCUCAACGCAUGUACGAAGCUCCCAGUAGCUCGAUUGAUCAGACCAACAGCUUCCUAUCACCCCGCAAUUAGUAGCAUUCGAUACUACUCUGCACCCCCCGAGAGCACGAUACCGGCCGCAAAGCUGAAAUACAUUCCCACAAGUGGCACAUACCCCAAAGGAUUUUUAGUUUCUGGAACUCAUGUAGGAGUUAAACCCACCAACAAGAAUACGCCAGAUCUUGCUUUCCUUGCCUCGGAGACACCAUGUGCAGCUGCAGCUGUGUUCACAAAGAACAAGUUCCAAGCGGCUCCAGUUACUGUGAGCAGGAAGAUGCUACAAAGAAGGAAUAACACUGGAAUCCGUUCAGUCAUUAUCAAUUCAGGAUGUGCAAAUGCUGUGACCGGAAAGGGUGGAAUGGAAGAUGCUGAGAAGAUGGGUGCUGAAGCUGAUAGAUGUUUUGACACGCCAAGUGAUGGUAAAGGUGGGAGUUCGAUAGUGAUGAGCACUGGUGUAAUUGGUCAAAGACUGCCGAUCCAGAAAAUAUUACUCAAAAUACCUACCGCAUUUGAUGGUCUAGGAAGCUCUCACGAGCAUUGGUUGGCGACUGCAACCGCGAUCUGUACCACCGACACGUUUCCAAAGCUCUUAUCCCGAACAUUCUCCUUGCCCUCUUCCCCAGAAGUGGAAUACAGGAUGGCUGGAAUGAUCGCAACAGAUGCACCCAUCGCACCUGCAUUACUGCCAUCCCUACUUACAAAAGCCGUUAACAAGUCAUUCAAUAGCAUCUCUAUUGAUGGUGAUACUUCUACGAAUGACACGGUUGCUGUCUUGGCAAACGGAGCAGCUGGAGGAAAGGAGGUCACUUCUGAAUCUUCCGAAGAUCAUGCUGCAUUCCAGAAAGUUUUGACCGAGUUCGCUACAGAUCUUGCCAAGCUUGUAGUUCGCGAUGGUGAGGGUGCCACUAAGUUUGUCACUAUUCGUGUGACAGAGGCCCCAUCAGAAAUUGGAGCACGCAAAAUUGCCAGCACGAUCGCAAAAUCUCCCUUGGUAAAGACUGCAUUGUAUGGUAAAGAUGCAAACUGGGGCCGUAUUCUCUGUGCUACUGGCUAUUCCCAAAUUUCGGAACCAGGCGAGCCCAUAAAUGAGGUUCCAGAAAUCAUCCCUGAGAAGACUAGUGUCUCAUUCGUUCCCUCAGAUGGCUCGCCGGAACUUAAGCUCCUGGUGAAUGGAGAGCCAGAAUCAGUGGACGAGGCUCGCGCAGCUGAAAUAUUGGAACAUGAAGAUCUUGAAAUCUUGAUAAAACUUGGUGGUGGAAAGGAGGAGGCAGUGUACUGGACUUGUGAUUUCAGUCAUGAAUACGUCACAAUCAAUGGAGAUUACAGGACAUAA